Molecule: messenger RNA, 1446 nt
Organism: Branchiostoma belcheri (Belcher's lancelet)
Lineage: Eukaryota; Metazoa; Chordata; Leptocardii; Amphioxiformes; Branchiostomatidae
Product: protein RD3-like
Exons: 3
Coding region: 822-1412 (196 amino acids)
Source: RefSeq, a predicted model, not a curated record
UGAACAUGAAGCUAACAAAGUAGCUUAUAGGGGCUAAUCAAACACAAAAUGUGGAAAACAAAAACAAAGUACGUAAUUUCUAUGUGAUGUAAUGCGCAGCACGGAGGAAAACCGAUCGUAUCAUCAUGUUACACGAACUCAUAACACAAACGGAAUAACAUAAACUCCAGAACCAAACCAACGUCAAGUCCAUCUGAACUCGCAACAACAACGGCUCACCGCAUUAUAAUUAAUGGUGUAGGCAAUCAACUAAGACAUAAUCAAUCUUUAACAUGUAUAAGGUGCAUAUCUAGCAUCUACGUUCUAGAUGGCACAGGUAGGAUUAUAUUGAGGUAAGAGGAUCCUGCCCUUACAUGGAUUGAUUACCUUAAGUAAACCAGUGAGGGAGGAAUAAGCUUGGCGUUGCCAUGGUGAUGGAGAUAAUGGCUUUAUGAUUGAUGCUGAGGUCGAGCCAGAGUGGGGAAAUUGUGCACCACAUUGGGCGCCGCGCGAAGGUUUAUACAAUGACUUAUCAGUAUAUAAUGCACUAUGUCAUAGUUUUGUUUUGCUGGUGAUCCGGUCUUGGCUAGCUGGCGCUGUCGCGUGGGUGGGCGUCAUUUUUAAUCAGAAAUAUCGACGGUUGGCGCACAACGCCUGCGCAAAUGAUUACCCAAAAUGGAGGCCCGCUGUGCUGCAUGUGGCUUUAUUUGAGCGUAUUUUGUUAACACUUGGCUUAACCAAAGCUGGGACCAGCCGGACUCGGUGCCCAACCGUACCGCGGACAGCUGUUACAGGUGUACAGAGCGGACUUACGUGUAGCCAGCGCCAUCAUCAUCAUCAUCAUGCCUCUGUCGUCAUGGCUUCCGUGGACGGGCGGCGAGCCGCAGUUUCCCGGGCAGAAGCCGGAGAGCAUGGUGGUGGCAGACUGCCUCAUGACCGAGCUGGAGUGGCAGCUGAGGGAGGCUGACAGGGCGGCGAGAGACAGAGAGGAAGAAGAGCGGCGGCGGCAGACGAAGGUGGACUACAGCUGGUUGGCGUGCACGUCCGCCCGCAGCCGCCCGCGGUACCAGAUGUCCCAGAUGGACCGGUUAGAGCUGGAGACCAUGUGCUCCCAGGUCCGGCCGGAGGAGAGCGGCGACGUCAUCGUCCGCUUCCGGGACCGCCUGUACCCGGAGAUGCCGCCGCAAGAGAUUCCUCUGGUACUGCGCGCAGUAAUCCGGCAGGUGUUCCAGCGGCGUAACCCCGCCCCGGACAGCUGGGCGCGCCGGCUGCGGAGUCAGAGCAUGAUCCUGUGGACCACCCAGUCCUCGGCCCGGGUCCACCCGUCAUCCAGGGACUCUGGCGGCGAGGAGACCGGCAUCGAGAUGGACGCUAGGCGGGUCUACUCCCUCCCCGACUUCACGGCCAAGUCUGUGGCACAGCUACCUGUUUAAAACACCCGAGGGGACGUUGGACAUGUCCAAACAA